GCAAGUGGUGUGUGUGUGUAAGAUUCGGCGUUCCUGUGUGUCUGUUUUUUCUCUGUUUUCCCCGAGGCCCUGCGUCCGACAACCAAGCGCAGGUCUCCCUGUGUGAAUGCUCUCUCGGGGAAAGGAAAAACGAAACGACGCUAAAAAAGCAGAACAGACAUUUCUUCCGAGCCGCCGACGCUUCGCAAAAUCGUCUCUCGCACUCCUUCAGAAACUUGAAAGCCAUCGGCUUGAGAAGGUUCGUGGGCGCAGGAGCUGUUCCCAGGCCAGACUCGGCGCGAGGUUUUUAAACGUCUCUGUCGCGCGUCUUCUCUCUCAGGCUUUCUCUCUCCUGUGUUCUCAACGUCCAUCUGGUCGGCACUCGGACAACAACGCAGCGUUGCUCUUCUUCUCUGAACACUGUCCUCUGCUCUCCUUCGUUCUCCACUCGCUCUGCACUCUUUUUCUUCUCCGUCUUGCCUCUCCCUGUCUCCCUGUCUCCUCGUGAGUCACCCACUGGGGUCUCUGCGCCUCUGGCUUCCUGCCAGUCGCCGCCUCCGCUCGUCCUCGUCUCUUUGUCUCCUAGCCUCUACGCGAAAGCCGCCAUGGCCUCUGCUCCUGCGGGCGCAGGUCUCUGGGGCGUCGACUUCAGCCAGACGCUCCUGAUCUUUGUGCUGGGCCUCGCCGUCGGUCUCUUCUCAGAGGUCGUCAGCUACUUCCUCCUCUACCGCCACGAAGCAUUUCAUAAGCUCCAAGACGAAUGCAAAAAGCUCUGCAGAGAGCUCGACGCUCUCGAGGCCGUUUGCGGGAGCGACGCGUCUGGGAAGCGCUCUGGGCGAAGCAGCAAAGCCGCUGAACAAGUCGAGAAAAAAAUUCAGCGGAAGACCAAGCAGCUGGCGUCGUACCGCCAGAAGGGGAACUUGAUGAUUGGAGCGUUGCUGAUGGUUUCCAUGCCCUUGGUCUACUCCUCCUUCGACGACUCGCCAGCUGCGUAUCUGCCUUUCCACCCUGUCUUCCCCUUCACGAUGAUUUUGCGCUACUCGCCGUCGAGUCCGGCGGACGAAGAGCGCAGCGCUGUCCCCCCAGGAGCUUCGCUCUGCACAGCUGCAGGCCUCUUCAUGCUCACCAUGAUGUCCACGCGUGUCUCACUGCAGAAACUGUUUGGGGUCGCGAAUCUGAGUCGCAAUGCCUCCCAGCCGCAAAUGUUCUAAAGCGCUCGAGGCUUUCUGCCUGGACGUCGGUUCUUCGAUCUGCUUUGGAGUUUUUCAAGACUCUCUCAGAGAGGCCUUCUUCAGAAGGGUACUGCCCGGACUGAGGGAUCAUUGGCAGCAUGAAGAAGCAGUUUGCAUGCGAUUCAAAACAGUGCAUAUUCCACCUGCCUGUGUCUUGUGUCGGCUUUUGGAGGUUGCCGGGAUGAAUUGUGUGUCUGCGUGAAGAGACCGGAGUGGAAAGGAACGGGAUGCUUCUGGCAGCGACGGUUCAAUGUGUAAACAAAGAACUCUUCAACCUCAAGUGAAAACUCGAGGAAGUAUACAUACGUCGUACACGGAUUUGUGAUGCUGGAGACGAAAUGAGUCAAGAGGGAGAAGCGUGACUCGUGCAUGCGUUCCUCGCACUCCGCUCCUCACGUCCUCUGUCUCCCUGUGUCCUUGAAUAGAGCCGCCGUUGCGUUUUCUGACCCGCUGGGCAUUUUCGUCGUUCUCAAUGUGCAUGCCGAAUGCGCCUCAUUUAUUUGUGGCUUUUGACGUGUGACGCAAAAGAGAUUGGCGUUUUUCUUGAAUUCAGAGGAGAUCCUAAGUUUUCUUGACAUGCGCUGCUUCAGUUCGUUUCUCAUUUUUCGGGGCCGUUCACCACAUCUCUCCGUCCUUGAGUUUGUCUGUCCCUGGCAUUUCCGUGUGGUUGUUUUUUCUCCUCUCUGUCUCGGAACCUUCUUCUUUGCCGUUCCGUCGUCUUCCCUCCGGCAUCUCCGGAGUCGUUUGUGCCAGCCUCGUACCUUUUCUCCUUCGAAUCCUUUCCUCCCUCAACUGGCAUGGUCGCGGCCCUUCGAUGUGUGCUUUUUCGACGUUCCUCUGCCGUGCGAAGCUGCUCGCUUUUCGUUUAGUGACGGCGAGAAAAACGAACGCGAGACACGCAGGAGAAUAGCUGGCGGCAGUAUGUUGACAGGCGGGAUUUCUCACCCGGGCUCGUGUUCACGUACACCACACUCCCUGGCAUGUGUAUGCAAGCUGUACCAAUGCCACAGGAUUCACUGUGCUUGUCUUUUUUCUUUCCCACUGUUCGUCUGUACAGAAGACACAAAGACUGCUGUGCUUCUGUUCACGUACUUGUGUCAUCAGCUGCGACAAAGCCACACAGACUUUUGCACUGAGUUCCGCAAGUCGGUGCACCCGACUCAACGGCG
Toxoplasma gondii ME49 is the source of this 2380-nucleotide messenger RNA. RefSeq names its product integral membrane protein, putative. The transcript has 4 exons. The record is from RefSeq and is a predicted model, not a curated record. Gene Ontology annotation, molecular function: calcium channel activity. NCBI's taxonomy places the organism in Eukaryota, Apicomplexa, Conoidasida, Eucoccidiorida, Sarcocystidae. Gene Ontology annotation, biological process: endoplasmic reticulum calcium ion homeostasis. Gene Ontology annotation, cellular component: cytoplasm; endoplasmic reticulum membrane. The coding region runs from base 585 to 1190 and encodes 201 amino acids.